AUGAGUUGCCCCGGAUCCCUUAGAGGUUUCCACAUUCCGCACCUUGCACCGGGAGAGACCCCCAAAAUUCGUGUGGAUAGUGCCUGUAUCGAAUCUCAUCCAGACGCAGAAAUUUCGACCAGUAACAGGUUGGUGGCACCUGGUAAGCGAACGGACAAGAAAGAUAAUGGGUCAAUCAGGACGAACAUGAAACGGAAGGCUAAGUGCAUGGAGGAGGAUUCGUUGAAGGCUAACGGCGAUUUGGCCUUGUUUCCCGGACGCGACGAGAGCUAUCCGGAGGAGUUGAACAGGCUUAUUGGACCACUGAACUGUCAGCUGUGUAAGGUGCAGAUGACCUCGAGGAAGCGCGCCCGGGAUCACUACGAAUCGAAGGCCCACGACCGACACAUCAGCGCCUGGCUGGCCAAGAACUACACGGAGGUGGGUCUGGAGGCGCCUCCAGUGAAGCGGCUGGCCAAGCAAGGACCAACCGGCCCAAACGCCUUUCACUGCGAGCUGUGCAAUCUGGACCUUACCUCCUCUAUGCACGCCCGCCAGCACUAUUUAGGUCGGAAGCACAAGCGUGUGGAGCAGGGCGUCGCGAAGCCCUCCGGAGCCAGGCACUGUGAUACAUCUGUUGGUCGUUACGGCAUAGGGAGUCUGUUCCGCAAGCCGGAAAGUUUAACCAAAGAUUCCCCUACGGACGUAUUAAUAUCAGAGAACAGCGUGAUCAAGUCUGACGAUAAUGAGCGCACCUGCCACCUGUGUAAAAUAGUGGUCACCUCUGCUGCACAAAUGCAGGCCCACUUGGCUGGAGCCAGGCACCAAAAGAACUGGAGGACCUCCCGGCAGGAUCAGAAUCAUUCGGAGGCGCCGAUCCCUGAAACGGAGAAAUUAGAUGCCGCGGAACUGGCCUUGUAUCGCACUCCAAUGGGUCAGUACUACUGCCAGCCCUGCAACAUGAUGAUGAACCAUGAGAGCACCUUGCAACAGCACUUUAUUGGCAAGAAGCACCUGAAGAGGGUAAAAAACCUUUCCCAAACUGAGAAGAACGUGUAAAGAAUUUAUUUGAUAUACCCUAAGCCUAAGCCAUGACUUCCCGUUAGCAGUAAAGCUUCCUUAAUAAUAAUGACAUUCGAGUUUGGGAAACAGCUAUUUUGUUUAAGAAAGGCAUUAUAAAAACCGUAAUUUGUUAUCAUACCCAUUACUCAUAGAGGGGUAUAUUAAACUCGUUAAAAGGAAUACAAAUUUCUAUCGAUAUGCC
This is a messenger RNA of Drosophila melanogaster (fruit fly), 1243 nucleotides long. RefSeq lists its product as uncharacterized. The transcript has a single exon. Lineage: Eukaryota; Metazoa; Arthropoda; Insecta; Diptera; Drosophilidae. Gene Ontology annotation, cellular component: nucleus. The record is from RefSeq and is marked reviewed. The coding region runs from base 1 to 1038 and encodes 345 amino acids. Gene Ontology annotation, molecular function: nucleic acid binding; zinc ion binding.